Molecule: messenger RNA, 6147 nt
Organism: Rhipicephalus microplus (southern cattle tick)
Lineage: Eukaryota; Metazoa; Arthropoda; Arachnida; Ixodida; Ixodidae
Product: forkhead box protein N3-like
Biological process (GO): regulation of DNA-templated transcription
Cellular component (GO): nucleus
Molecular function (GO): DNA-binding transcription factor activity; cis-regulatory region sequence-specific DNA binding
Source: RefSeq, a predicted model, not a curated record
CAACGAUGCGAGCCAGCAUAGCAUCGUACUACACGAGGUGGGAGAACCAACUUUAGGAAUGUUUCGCCCGGCCGCUUCACUGUCUCGGCGCUCCUGAAACUCGCCUCUCUAUGUCUGGCCACGCUGAGAACACAAGCCUUCGACGAGCAAUAAAUUGUAGAAAGGUGGCGUCCCGUGGGCGCUGGGGGGCAUGGCGGUAGAAGAGCCUCCGAUGAGAGAGGACGCAGCACAGGUGGCCCCGUGCCAGCACCGUGAGGGGGUGCCUGGAGGGGGAGCCACCCCUCCGGGGGCUCUGACCCCUCGCGGACCGGCACCCCUGCUCCCCGACGGCACUGCCAAGGGUGGAGGCGGUGUAGGAGGCACUGACGACGAGCUCACCAACCUCACCUGGCUGCAGGAGGCAAACCUGCUGCGCAAGUUAGCCGGGCCACCGUCUUCGUCGACCAACCACCAGGGGAACGGGACGAUAGCCACGGCCACGGGCAGCCGGAGUUCUAGCAGCACGACAUCGGCCACCUCGGUGGGCGAGGACGACGAGUCCCGAGAGUGGGGACCCCCGGGGCAGGUGGCCUACAACCCCCAGGUGCACGUGACAUCGAAGCCCCCGUACUCGUUCAGUUGCCUCAUCUUCAUGGCGAUCGAGGAGUCAGCCGGCAAGGCCCUUCCCGUCAAGGACAUCUACGCCUGGAUCCUGGGCCACUUCCCCUACUUCCAGCGGGCCCCCACAGGGUGGAAGAACUCGGUCCGGCACAACCUCUCCCUCAACAAGUGCUUCCGCAAGGUCGACAAGGACAAAGGACAGAACAUUGGCAAGGGAUCCCUGUGGUGCAUCGACCCAGAGUUCCGGCCAAACUUGCUGCAGGCAAUGCGCAAGACGCCCUGUUUUCCCUACACUCACCUCAACUGGGCAGCCCCUUCGACACCUCACUCAGUGCCUUCUCAAGACGAUGGUGAUAAAGCCUCGUCUCCAGACCCAUCUCAAGCCCAGAACAAUGUUCCGUCACCCACACUCUUCCCCUUCCUGUCGAAGAGGCUUGCCGCAUCUUCAACGAAAGAUCAGGACGUUGACGCCGCUGCCGCUGCAAUGUUGGCGCUGCAGAAUGUGACCAGUAUCCUGCCUCCAUUGAGUGGCGAGGAAGACGAAGAGGAAGAAAAUGAUGGCUACCAGGCCUCGCCUCCAAGCCCGGUCAUGUUCACAAAGAAACACCUCAGGCUACGAAAUCGCAGCAGCGAGGCGGCCCAGACUCCGGGCAGUGCCAAUACGACAGUGAUCACGAGCAGCCCGAGCGAGGAUCACACGUACAGUGCCUCGCUCUUGAACGGCCUUGGUGGGGAUUCGACCGAUGCCUUGUACAAUGUCUCCAUCUCACUGGCUCGAACGACGGUGAUACCGUCAAUAAAGAAGGAGCCAGCCGAGCAAGACGACAAUCUCCAGGAGGAGAACAGCAACGGUAGUGGCGGUUCUGGCAGCUGUGGCGGAGGACUCGGCCGUCUUCCGCUAUCAUCAGUGCCUCCGCGCAAGCGGAGGGCUGCCCUGGCGGCGGCGGCGGCACUCCCGCGCAAGUCAAAACGUCAAGCGAACAGCGUGACUUCCGCACGCAGCCGGAGCGGUGGCAGCUCUGCCAUGGCUUGCAUUGCUUCCUCGUCAUCGGUGACAAACAGCAAUAGCAGCAGGGAUGUCGAAGACAUGGCGGAAGGUGCAGCCCACGCACUUCUCAACCUGGCGAAGGUGGCGACCAGCCAGCAGCAACUGAUGAUGCAAAGCAAGAAUUCUCUGGUCGGGGGCGUGAGGGAGCGGCGGUGAGAGCCUGCAGUCAAGUGAAAUGAACCCCCUGGAUGUUGAAAACUUCGGUACAUUUUACCAUUUCAAAGCAGAGGGAGGAUUUAGCUGUUCUUUUAUUUUAUCGUUGUGAUGUGGUGGUGGCAGAGCGAGUUUCCCCGAGACAGUGUUACGUGUUAUUCUCGGACGACACGGCUGCUUUUUGGCAACCAGAACGUGCGGCGAUCGUUGAAUUGUUGUUGUUCUGCUCCUUACACAAUGAUUUUAGCCGUCUCGUCUUUUUUUUUUCUUGUUGGCAUUCGAAGCACGGGUGUUUCGAACGUGCAUUCCUUAACGAAGCUGCACGUGUGGCGUUUCACAGUGCGCUGUACCUUUAAUUACUGAUGAUUGGCCCCUCUUGUUGCCGAGAUCGCAGCAAAAUGCAAAGCUUUUGCUCGUUAAAGGGAAUGCCAAUUUGUAAUGCUCGUCAGCUCGGUUGGAAGAAUUCAAGCGCACGACAGAAGUGCCGAAGCCGUAGUGCUGGGCACUAGAGCAAUAGAUCUACCGCCGAACGUCUGCCGUGGGAAGCACGAAGCAAAUACUGUUCAGUUCAGUGCGCACAUACUUGUUUUCACUCGCUAACAAACUAUUGCAUUAAGAUUUAUCUUUGCAAUUUGCUUUCGCUUGUCUAUUCCUUUCUCUGUGCCAGCGCAGCGAAGUGGUAGAACUUUUUGCGAUCUUUCAGAGGUCGAAGCACGACUUAUUUCUGCAUCGGUGGCACGCUUUGUGUUCUCUGCUUUUUCGUUUUUUGCUUGAGAACCUUCCAUAUUUUGUCUGUUUGCGCUCAAGUAGCAGCUUCGUUUCAUUGCAAAUUGCCAGAUCAGCUCUCUGCUUUUGUGGCUUAUUCCCGUGAAUUAAUUACACUUUAUGUGUCAUGUGAAAAAGUACUGGCGCUGGGGCUUCGCCGUGUGGCAUCUUUAUUAUCUGUUCGUCUUCCCUCUGUUAUCUUACAUUAGAAACAGAAACGGGAAAGGGGGGAUCGCAGGGGAAAGUACAUCAUCUGCACAUCCUGUCUGUUCUCAUCAGAUACUUGCUAGGAGUGCAUUUGCAAGAAUGGUUCCAUCAGAACUCAGUUUCAAUAGAUUAAAGUACGCAAUGCAUAGAAACUAAGUCUGCAAAUUGGUUCUUGCUGUUUUCGCUCUUUGAUGUGCAUAAACUAUGAAAUUUCACUUGUGCAACUUUAUAAGGAAGAAAGAAGUUUGUGGAAGCUGGCUUGUCGCCGCUUGACAAGCCUAACAGUCUAACAAUUAUUUUCUGCGUAUGUGUUCCCCAAAACUUUUGUGUGUCUAGUUAUUUAUAGUAGCGAGUACAGCGUGUCCUGGCUAUUAGCUCAGACAGUGGGGUCAUUGGACUCUGGAAAUUCACAAAAUUAUGGUGGCAAUAGUAUCUCAACAAAAAUACACCUUUAGGACGUUAAUAAGUAUGCAUUUUGCUUCUUUAAGGGUGUAUAUCAGGCUUCCCUAAAGAGGCAUAAUUUUGUUUGAGUGGUGGAGUUUUUUUUUUUUUUUUUUUUUUACUCCUCCAAAGGCAGUGGCAAAAUGUUUUUUGUACUGCUUCUUCAGCUCAGGCGUUUUGAGAGCCGGCAUUUGCAAUUUCUUUUAGCACAAUGCUCCUUUGUUUUUUUUUUUUUUCUUGUUGGCAUUCGAAGCACGGGUGUUUCGAACGUGCAUUCCUUAACGAAGCUGCACGUGUGGCGUUUCACAGUGCGCUGUACCUUUAAUUACUGAUGAUUGGCCCCUCUUGUUGCCGAGAUCGCAGCAAAAUGCAAAGCUUUUGCUCGUUAAAGGGAACGCCAAUUUGUAAUGCUCGUCAGCUCGGUUGGAAGAAUUCAAGCGCACGACAGAAGUGCCGAAGCCGUAGUGGUGGGCACUAGAGCAAUAGAUCUACCGCUGAACGUCUGCCGCGGGAAGCACGAAGCAAAUACUGUUCAGUUCAGUGCGCACAUAAUUGUUUUCACUCGCUAACAAACUAUUGCAUUAAGAUUUAUCUUUGCAAUUUGCUUUCGCUUGUCUAUUCCUUUCUCUGUGCCAGCGCAGCGAAGUGGUAGAACUUUUUGCGAACUUUCAGAGGUCGGAGCACGACUUAUUUCUGCAUCGGUGGCACGCUUUGUGUUCUCUGCUUUUUCGUUUUUUGCUUGAGAACCUUCCAUAUUUUGUCUGUUUGCGCUCAAGUAGCAGCUUCGUUUCAUUGCAAAUUGCCAGAUCAGCUCUCUGCUUUUGUGGCUUAUUCCCGUGAAUUAAUUACAUUUUAUGUGUCAUGUAAAAAAGUACUGGUGCUGGGGCUUCGCCGUGUGGCAUCUUUAUUAUCUGUUCGUCUUCCCUCUGUUAUCUUACAUUAGAAACAGAAACGGGAAAGGGGAGAUCGCAGGGGAAAGUACAUCAUCUGCACAUCCUGUCGGUUCUCAUCAGAUACUUGCUAGGAGUGCAUUUGCAAGAAUGGUUCCAUCAGAACUCGGUUUCAAUAGAUUAAAGUACGCAAUGCACAGAAACUAAGUCUGCAAAUUGGUUCUUGCUGUUUUCGCUCUUUGAUAAGCAUAAACUAUGAAAUUUUACUUGUGCAACUUUAUAAGGAAGAAAGAAGUUUGUGGAAACUGGCUUGUCACCGCCUGACAAGCCUAACAGUCUAACAAUUAUUUUCUGUGUAUGUGUUCCCCAAAAUUUUUGUGUGUCUAGUUAUUUAUAGUAGCGAGUACAGCGUGUCCUGGCUAUUAGCUCAGACAGUGGGGUCAUUGGACUCGGGAAAUUCACAAAAUUAUGGUGGCAAUAGUAUCUCGACAAAAAUACACCUUUAGGACCUCAAAAAGUAUGCAUUUUGCUUCUUUAAGGGUGUAUAUCAGGCUUCCCUAAAGAGGCAUAAUUUUGUUUGAGUGGUGGAGUUUUUUUUUUUUUUUUUUUUUACUCCUCCAAAGGCAGUGGCAAAAUGUUUUUUGUACUGCUUCUUCAGCUCAGGCGUUUUGAGAGCCGGCAUUUGCAAUUUCUUUUAGCACAAUGCUCCUUUGUUUUUUUGUUUUUUCUUGUCCUGCUGUAUUUUAAUCACCUAAAAACACGUACUAGAGUGCAUCUCUGAGCCGAAGUUUUUUUUUUUAAUUUCCGUUUUUCCCCACCCUAUUUCUUAAGCAACCAUAUCUGGCGAAUUGGCAGGUUCUGCAUUGCAGUGAUUGUUCAUUUUAGUUAGCAUCAGAACUGUGAGUUCGAGGCUAGCACUUGAAAUUUUUUUAGCCUGUUAGUGUGCUUUUCCACGCUGCUAAGAUGCGGAGGAGCGGUAUUUUCCAAGUAAAAUCACCACUGACUGAACUUCACACACGUUAAGUUGCCGCACUUGCUGACCAAAACUCGCGCGGUUAAGAUCGAUUGAAUGAAGAGCUUUGCGUGUACUUUUGCAGUCUAUAACUUAAUAUCGUGCUUUAAUUGUCAUGCAGUUAAUUUUAUUUCCUUAUUCGCGGCUUACGUUGGUUUUUUAUCGCUUAACAGUCGUGCAGAUUUCUUGCGGUCUCAUUCAUUCGCCUCUAUCUUUUGUGAGUACGUUCUGAAGAACAUCAUUUUGUUUUUUACUCGUGUUUAUCGUAGACAUCAAGGAUUUCUGGCACCCCGUUUAUAAUUUGUUGUGUUUGAAGGAGUUGUCGUGCGCUUUCUCUUUCAUUCAGGGCUUGUAGGUGUCUCUUCCGGCAAGCCUUCACUGGCAGAGCUUGUUACAUUGGACACUUCUUCAUUUGCUCAGGUCCAUUGAAAGUGGUCUGUAGUUUUGAUUUGUAACAAUAUUCCAGUUUUCCCUUCUCUCAUCGCUGUUUUCUACGAUGCACGUCUGUGACAGACUACUUGAUACUAGAACAAUGCAAGACGCGAGUGUGCGAGGCAUGCCACGUUUCUAACCUUCCUUUUCUUCCUUGCAGUGGCCUUUGAUUUCAAAGGCAAAAAAAAAAGAUUAAAAGGCAAUAAUGUGCACUCGCACAAUGACGUUCUAAAUGCAACAAAAAAAAAAGGAAGCACGUUGUUCUCUGGAGAUUUCAAAGGCAUGUGUUAGAAGUGUAGCAGCCUGUACAUAGGGCUGUCCAGGGCCACUGAUGCACUGCGUCACCUAGUGACAAAGUGGCGUCGCUAGCCCGUCAAUCAAUCGUUGGGAAGCGUUCACUAUGAUUAAACGUGGUCGUGCGUUUUGUCGUGACUCCCCGCUGCGAAAUUGCAAUUGCAUGCGAGGCGGUUAGUCGUAAAAAAGUUCAAUUCGCUUCUCAUUCUGUGAGCCUCAUAAUCUCUGUUCAUUGAAAAUUGGAACGAAUAGAUAUAGGCAAAUGCUCAUUAAAUUUCCGUGCAAGCGUUGUACGCACGGAGAAG